This is a messenger RNA of Daucus carota subsp. sativus, 1410 nucleotides long. Its product is annotated as polygalacturonase. Lineage: Eukaryota; Viridiplantae; Streptophyta; Magnoliopsida; Apiales; Apiaceae. Gene Ontology annotation, biological process: carbohydrate metabolic process. The transcript has 4 exons. The record is from RefSeq and is a predicted model, not a curated record. Gene Ontology annotation, molecular function: polygalacturonase activity. The coding region runs from base 150 to 1337 and encodes 395 amino acids.
UUCAUAUUUCCAGCGAAACAAGGACUAAAGUCACUAUAAAUGCACCUUUAAACGGUUUCGAACUCUUUAUCUUCCAACUUCAUUAAUCGCACAUUUAAACCAUCCAACCCAUAAAUCUCUCUUCCUCUAAACCAAGAUUGCACCAAACCAUGAUUUCAAAUAAGCCAAUCCUCUUCAUUUCGGCACUUAUUCUCAUCAUCUAUAGUCAAGCACAAGCAAAACCACGAGGUGUUACAUUCGACGUGGUUCAGUUGGGUGCUAAACCUGACGGCAAAACUGACUCGUCGAAGGCUUUUAUGGAUGCAUGGAAGGCAGCUUGUGGUUCUGUUGUGUCGGCCUCGAUUUACGUGCCUCCAGGGAGAUUUUUGGUUAAUGGACUGUUUUUUGGUGACCGAUGCGAGAAUAAAAAUAAUGUCUUGUUUCGAAUAGAUGGAGUUUUGGUGGCUCCGGAAGAUUUUCAGGUUACUGGAACUGCGGCAAAUUGGAUAGAGUUUCGUGAAGUUGAUGGUGUGACGAUUAGCGGUGGAAUCCUUGAUGGCCAAGGCAUUGGUUUGUGGGAUUGCAAGUUGGCCGGGGAAAGUUGUCCUCCUGGUGCCACGACACUAGGUUUCACGGCCUCAAAGAACAUUAGAAUCAAAGGGUUAACAUCGUUAAACAGCCAGAUGUUUCACAUUGUUGUCAAUGGAUGUGAAAACGUCAAAAUGGAUGGACUCGAGGUCUCGGCCCCUGGAAAUAGCCCAAAUACUGAUGGAAUUCAUGUUCAAUUCUCAUCUGGAGUCAGGAUUUCAAACACGAAGAUCAGCACAGGAGACGAUUGCAUUUCAAUCGGUGCAGGUUCUACUAAUUUGUGGAUUGAAAAUGUUGCGUGUGGUCCUGGCCACGGCAUCAGCAUUGGGAGUUUGGGAAAAGAGCUUAACGAAUCAGGUGUGGAAAAUGUGACAGUUAAAACAGUUACAUUUUCCGACACACAGAAUGGUGCCAGGAUCAAAACAUGGGGGAGGCCAAGUUCUGGUUUUGUUAAGAAUAUAUUGUUCCAACACAUUAUUAUGAACAAUGUACAAAAUCCUUUGGUAAUUGAUCAAAAUUACUGCCCAAGUAAGAAGGGUUGCCCUGGUCAGAUUUCGGGGGUGAAAAUUAGUGACGUGACGUACCAAGAUAUUCAUGGAACAUCAGCAACGGAUGUAGCAGUGAAAUUUGAUUGCAGCAAGACGGAGCCAUGUGAAGGUAUAAAAUUGGAGAAAGUAGAGCUGACAUAUAGGAGCCGACCAGCUGAAGCGUCUUGUACUAAUGCAGCUGGAACUGAAUCUGGCAUUGUUGUACCAUCAAGCUGUUUGUAGAAAUCUGUCAGUUUUCCAAAUUUUAGUACUGGAGAAACUUUUUGGUAUGGUUGUAAAGGACAAAAACGAACAC